Messenger RNA from Verticillium dahliae VdLs.17, 2547 nucleotides. Its product is annotated as mechanosensitive ion channel family. The coding region runs from base 1 to 2547 and encodes 848 amino acids. Gene Ontology annotation, molecular function: calcium channel activity; calcium ion binding. Lineage: Eukaryota; Fungi; Ascomycota; Sordariomycetes; Glomerellales; Plectosphaerellaceae. Gene Ontology annotation, biological process: intracellular calcium ion homeostasis; calcium ion transmembrane transport. The record is from RefSeq and is a predicted model, not a curated record. The transcript has 2 exons.
AUGUCGUCUCCAGUCAACCAGAAGCACGACGAGUAUGAUGAGAAGCACUCCAACCACACAGCCGAAACGCUCCACGACCCGACCAAUCUCCAGUCCCACACGGAAUCACAAAAGCCCAGUCAUGAAAGGCCCCUAAUGCCCCUCCACGUGGACUCGCACAACCACCUCGCACCUCCGACAGAAGGGCCCUUUUCUCCCAAUGGCGGUGGCACCCGCGAGCAAGCAAGCCGCCUCACCGACGACCUCGAGCUUCUCCGUGUCGAGCGUCUCAUCUCCAAUCAGGAGAACGAGCUGAACCGGUCCCGCUCUCGUAGCCGCCAACACCAGCCCGAGCCUGAGGAUCUCUUCGCCGGUAAACCAGUAGAGGACGAGAAGGUCGAGCGCCCGCCUCCCGAAAAGAAGGCCGGCAUCUUUGGCUACUGGCUCCUUCGCUGGCUGAAGAAGCUCCCGCGUUGCUUUCGCUACUUUUUCUACUUGCUACCAGGCGCCACGCUUUUGUUGAUUCCCAUCCUGAUCGGAUAUUUCAGCCCUGGCGACCGGCCUGUUGGCGGUGAUGGAGGUGUCGAGCUGAUGUGGUUUGGCAUAUGGUUGAUGAUUGUGUGGUGCACCAUCUGGGGCGCUCGCAUGAUCACGUCUCUGAUGCCACCCACAUUUGCUGGCAUUGCUACUCUGAUGGGCUCCAACAACGGCAAAAAGUGGAAGGACAUUGGUCGUGUCCUUGAACUUCACACAGCGCUCUUCAUAUGGAUGCUCUCGGUUUUGGUCUCCUUCAAGCCCAUCAACAACAGCCACCGAGUCCCCCGUACUGGUGACGGCGAUGGCUCGGUCGAAUGGAUCAAUACUGUGUACAAGGUCAUCAUCGCCAUAUUUGUCCUUUCUGCCCUCAACUUUAUCGAAAAGAUCAUCAUACAGUGGAUCGCCACAUCCUUCCACCAGCGCACCUACGCCAAGCGUAUCGAGGACAACAGAAGCGACAUUCAUCAUCUCAUUCACCUGUAUGACUACGCCAAAGAGAAGAUUGCUCACGACGAUGCCAUUUGGGAGACAACCGGUGAAGCCAGGGAAGGAUCCGGAAGCCGCACGCCCAUGGCCCAGCUGCACAACAAUGUCCGCCAGGUGUUCAAUAAGGCUGGUGGCCUCGCGAACCGUGUCGGUAACGACUUCAUCGGCCGUAAGACCGAUCUGAACCAUUCGAAGAAGAUUGUCUUCGAGCUGUUGCGUACGUCGUCAUCGGCUCACUCUCUCGCUCGGCUGAUCUACCGGUCCUUGCUGAAUCCCAACAACGAGACCAUCUACGAGGAUGACAUGCGAAUUGCUUUCAAGACGGAGGAGGAAGCUGAACAUGCCUUUGGCAUUUUCGACAAGGACUUCAAUGGCGACAUCAGCAUGGAAGAGAUGGAGUGCGUUUGCAACGAGAUCCAUCUUGAGCGCAAGGCCAUUGCUGCCUCCCUCAAGGAUUUGGACUCCGUCAUUCAGAAGCUUGACAAGGUCUUUUUCUUCAUCAUUUUUGUCAUCUCCAUCAUUGUGUUUAUCACGAUCCUUUCCGGCUCGGCGGCCGCCGGCCUCGCAUCCGCUGGCUCAGCUGUCCUGGGCCUUGCGUGGAUGCUUCAGGCUACUGCCCAGGAGUUUUUGCAGUCGAUCAUCUUCGUCUUUGUCAAGCACCCAUUCGACGUCGGCGAUCGCAUCACCAAGAUGGAGGGGCACAUUGUCCAGGCGCCCAACUCGGUUCUCAACACUCUGUUCAUCCUCAACCAGCGCCGCUCCGCCGGUCUCGCAGACCCCGUCGAGCUGCGUCUCGGAUUCGGCACCGACCCCCAGCUCAUCGAGGAUCUCAAGGCUCGCAUGACUGACUACUGCCUGGCCAACAAGCGCGAUUACAAGCCUAGUGUGCUGACCGAAGUUCGCACCCUGAACGAUGUGCAGUCUUUUACCAUGAACUUCAUCUUCUUCCACAAGUCCAACUUUCAAAACGAACUGUUGCGUCUGCAACGCCACAACAAAUUCGUUGCUCAGCUCAUGGUUGAGAUUCGCGAUCUUGGCCUGCAGGGACCGUGGCAGGUGCAGCCCGGUGGCUCUCGCGAGUUCCCCCUGCACUGGGCUGGUGCCGCGCCACCUCCGUCGUACGAAAACUCCGCGACCAAGCCCAGCGGCACGUCUGGCCCCGGAGCAGUAUCCGGCUCUGCUGCGGCGCCGCCUCUGCGGCACUCGACCUCCGUCACGUCCGGCGCAUCCACCGCCUCUCGUCAAACCUAUACGCCUGCUGUUCGCUCUGUUCCACUGAUUGAAGAAUCUUUCGUUGAUUUCCAGGACGUCUUCGAGAGCCGAAAGGCCGAGCACACCCCCAAGAUUUCGCGGCUGCAGAGCAUUCGCGAGAACAGCAGCAGCAACUUCCGUGACGGCCGAAGCAGCCAGGAUCGUGACAGUAGCCCUGCCCGUACCAGCGGCGCCGCGCGACCCAGCCAGGACUCGACGUCGCGAAGGCAUAUUUUCACUGGCCGCGCUCGCAGCAGGAGCACGGCCUCCAAGCCGCCGAACGACAUGGUGUGA